GCCUCCAUCGUCCCCCUUUAUAUUCCCUACCUCCCAACACUAUCAUCAUCUUGUCGGCCCCUUUAUCCUCCUCUCUCCCUCUCCCUCCAUCUCUCUCCAACUUCACAGAUUUCUCAUUCCCACUCUGUUUUCAGUUUUCAUUCCCUUCGUGUUUGGAAAUCCAAGAUUUUCAUUUCCAUCUUCAUCUUCUUCUUCUUCUAUUAUAAUGAAACAACAAGAACUCAUCACCCUCCAAAGAAACAGCAGCGCCGCCAAAAGCACCAGAAGGAUCCUCCCCUCCAGCCACAGUCGCUCCUCGUCGUCUUUUCUACCCGAAACCGACGAAAUCUCGGAUAACCUCCUCGUCCCGAAACACUACUCUCCGGCCAAUUUAUCCGACCAACUCUCCAAACCCCAUUUCCCCAAAAGGAUCUCGUCCAUCCUCCGCUCGCUCCUCAACUUUCUCUCCUUCCCCACCAUUCUCCCCACCUGUAAAUGGCUAUCAAUCCCUUCCAAUCUGUCCCUCAACCCCUCCCUCGGCCGUAAAGUCACCGGAACUCUCUUCGGUCUCCGGCGAGGCCACGUCAGCUUCGCCGUUCAGCUCGACCCGCGCUCCGAACCGCUUCUACUCCUCGAGCUGGCCAUGUCGACCUCGUCGUUGGUCAAAGAGAUGUCAUCCGGUCUAGUCCGCAUCGCGCUCGAGUGCGAGAAGGGUGGACCGGCUCAACCCGGCCGGUCCAGGAAGCUAUUCCAGGAGCCGACGUGGACCAUGUACUGUAAUGGGAGGAAGUGCGGGUACGCGGUGUCGCGCGCGUGCGGGGAGUCCGACUGGCACGUGCUGGGGACGGUGCAGAGCGUGUCUGUCGGCGCCGGAGUGAUUCCGGUGGUGGAGGACGGGAAGAAGAUCGGCGGGUCGUCCGAGGGGGAGUUGCUGUAUAUGAGAGCGAGGUUCGAGCGAGUGGUGGGGAGCCGUGACUCAGAGGCCUUCUACAUGAUGAACCCGGACGGCAAUGGUGGGCCUGAGCUCAGUAUUUUUCUUCUGAGAAUAUGAAGAACAGAAGUUGAAAGAAAGCAAAAAGGGCAAAAAAAAAAAAAAAAA
Messenger RNA from Corylus avellana, 1078 nucleotides. RefSeq names its product MIZU-KUSSEI-like protein (Protein of unknown function, DUF617) (gene MIZ1). NCBI's taxonomy places the organism in Eukaryota, Viridiplantae, Streptophyta, Magnoliopsida, Fagales, Betulaceae. Gene Ontology annotation, biological process: hydrotropism. The record is from RefSeq and is a predicted model, not a curated record.